Molecule: messenger RNA, 1623 nt
Organism: Penicillium lagena
Lineage: Eukaryota; Fungi; Ascomycota; Eurotiomycetes; Eurotiales; Aspergillaceae
Product: flavin-containing monooxygenase
Exons: 1
Coding region: 1-1623 (540 amino acids)
Molecular function (GO): oxidoreductase activity
Source: RefSeq, a predicted model, not a curated record
AUGACCCGUUCUGAUCCCCAGAUCAACAUGGACGCCAUCGUCAUCGGAGGUGGUUUCGGCGGCUGCAACUCUCUCUACAAGCUUCGCAAGAUGGGCUUGUCCGUGAAGCUUAUUGAGGCGGGCAGUGCCUUCGGGGGCGUAUGGUACUGGAACAGAUACCCUGGUGCGCGUGUCGAUUCCGAAAUGCCAUCGUAUCAGUUCAAUAUUCCUGCUGUCUGGAAAGACUGGAAUUGGUCCGAGAGGUUCCCAGGAGACGAUGAACUGCGCCAAUAUUUCCAGCACGUUGACUCGGUUCUCGGUCUCAGCGAGGAUACCUUCUUCAACACCGUUGUGACAGGCGUGGAGUACGAUAAUACCACCCACCGAUGGACUGUUCACACCAACACUGGGCUACAGGCUACCUGCAAAUACCUGAUCACCGCUACCGGGUCCUCCUACAAGAAGCAUUACCCGCAAUUUACCGGCCUGGGCACCUAUGCAGGUCAGCUUGUUCAUUCCGCUGACUAUCCUGACAAGUUGGAUGUGAAGGGCAAGCGAGUCGGCAUCGUCGGAAAUGGCGCUUCGGGCCUCCAAAUCGUACAGGAACUGGCCAAACAAGACUGCCAGCUGACGGUUUUCAUACGCACGCCCUGUUUUGCCAUUCCGAUGAAGCAGCGUGUAAUUUCUCCGGAAGAAUCCAACAUGCUCAAAGGCUACUAUGACGGUCUUUUCGAACGAUCCUACAAGUCUGAGGCAGGAUUUCCGCACAACACUCUGUUCCAGUCCGCGCACCAAGCCACUCCCGAAGAGCGAAAUAAGCUUUUUGAUGAGUUGUGGGAACGAGGCGGGUACAGCUUUUUGGUGUCCAACUACUACGACUUCCUGCUUGACGAAGGGGCAAACUCCAUCUUCUACGACUACUGGGUCCAGCAGGUGCGCGCCCGUAUGACCGACCAAAAGAAGAUGGACAUCGUGGCGCCGCUUAAACAAAAGUAUCUUGUCGGGACGAAGCGGCCUAGCUUGGAGCAAGACUACUACGAAAUGAUCGAUCGCCCUAAUGUCGCGCUGCACGACUUGAAGAGGUCCCCCAUCGUCGAAUUUGAUGCCAGCGGAGUAGUGACUCGCGAUGGAGACGCGACACAGCACCAUGAUUUGGAUGUCGUAAUCUUUGCUACUGGCUACGACGCCGUCACGGGUAGUCUGCUUGACAUGUCGAUCACCGAUAAGAACGGAAUUCCCUUGGCAAAGAAGUGGCAGAACGGUGUUCUCACCCAUCUGGGGAUUAUGGUUCCAGACGCACCGAAUUUCUUCAUGGUCUAUGGACCCCAAGCCCCAACAUCCUUGGCUAACGGCCCACCGUUUAUUGAGAUGGAAGUUAACUGGAUCUGCAACGCAAUUGGCAAGAUGGAGAAUGACGGCCUGAACUCAAUUGAGCCCACCCUCUCUGCGGCAAAGGCAUGGCGCGACCAGGUGGUUGCUGUUAGCCAACAUACAUUGUAUCCGAAGACUGACUCAUGGUACAUGGGGACAAACAUCCCUGGUAAACGGCGAGAGCCGCUGAUUUACUUGGGUGGAAUACAGAGCUGGUGGAAGAGCUGUAACGCGGCAUUGGAUCGGUGGGAUGGGUUUCAGACAGAACGUUGA